CAUUUAUAGACAUUUAAGUUUUAAAAUGAAAAAAAUAUUAAACUUAUUAUUAAUAACUUCAAGUGUCCUUAUACUUCAAGUACAAUCGAUUGCCGUUUUAAGCAACCUAGAUUUGCCCAAUGAUAUCCUUUCGAAAAUAUUAAUUGAUCAUGUACAACAUGAACCUAUUUUCGUUGCAAGAGCAGAGUUUGAAGAUUCUAAAAAGUGUAUUUUAGGGCUUAAAGAAAUUGUGAAUCGCUAUCCAAGUAUGGACGUUUUUCCGUUUAUUGAUGCUUGGGGAACAAUUCCCUCAGGAUUGCUAUAUGGUCACUUGGAGGACUUUGGUAACUACGAUGAGUGUCUCGAUAUAUCUACAAACCUAACUCAAUCUAUUGGUCCUACAAAUGGAAAGUAUUGUUUUGCAUCGCUUCCUCUAUUAGAAGAACAAACUGUUACUCCGGAUAGUGUCGAUGGUGACGGAAAAAUCCAACAAAGAUUUUCUAUCGCAGAAUACGCAGUCAUUAGAAUAGGCAUAUGUGUUCCUGAUGUUUGCACUUCCGAAAUACUCACAGAAAUAUUCCAGAACGCAACUGUUAAUAUCAUAAAUGGGGCCUUAAAGAGGGUUACUGUGGAGAACUGUGUAACAGCUGAAAGCCCAAGUUUUAAUAUUACAAAUUAUAUUGGAUUUGUUAUAUUUGGAAUUUUUGGACUGCUGAUGCUGCUAAGUACAUUGUAUGAUAUUUUUACGGAUACAUUCAAUAAGCCAGCAAAUAAGAUACUCAUAGCUUUCUCUGUAGUAUCAAAUGGUCGAAAAUUGUUUAAACUGAAUUAUGCCAAGUCAAGCAAUACCAUUUCUUGUCUAACAGGAAUCCGUGUGCUAUCGAUGGUUUGGGUCAUUUACUGCCAUUGUUAUACGGCUUCUGCAAAAAUGCCAUACAUAAAUAAAUUUGAUUAUUUUCCAUGGACGAAGGAGGCAUCGACAAUGCACGUGGUAUUGGCUACUGUUUCAGUGGAUUCUUUUUUCUUUAUUAGUGGUUUGCUAUUAGCUUGGAUUGGAUUCUUUGAACUGGAUAAAAGCAAUGGAAAACUUAAUUUAUUUUUGAUGUACUUCCAUCGUUAUAUGCGCUUGACUCCUGCAUUAGCCGCUGUAAUUCUGUAUGUUGUUUCUAUAGACGACUAUAUUGGAAUUGGUCCAAUAAGUCAAGAGUUUAGAGAUAUUGUUGGCAACUGCAAAAAUAAUUGGUGGUCAACGUUACUUUACAUUCAAAAUUAUGCUAAUCCAGCUGACGUGUGUGUAGGGCAAACAUGGUAUCUAGCAGUUGAUACUCAACUGUAUGUCUUAUCUCCUCUGAUUUUGAUUCCUCUUUGGAAACAUGGGAAGAAGGUUAUACCAAUUAUGUUUAUUCUUGCAUUUCUACAGGUCGGAUAUGUUAUUGCAAUAUUUUACCAAUAUGGAUUUAAUAAUUUUCUGGGAGUUUUAGGGGACGAUCAAUUAGUUCUAACUUAUAAGCCAACUCAUGCAAGAUACUCUGUUUGGCUCGUGGGUAUUGGAUUUGGGUAUUUUAUGCACAAGAACAGAAGCAAGUCAAUACGUCUUUCAAGGCCUAUUCAAGUCCUUGGUUGGUGUGCUUGCUUUGCAGUUAUUGGAGCCAUAAUGUAUGGACCUUAUCCUACAAUCCAUGCUGACCAAGGGGCUACUAUUCUUCAAGCUGCAUUAUAUGAGCCCUUUAGGCGGAUUGGAUGGGGAGUUAUGCUAGCCUGGGUUGUUUUUGCGUGCCAUUUUGGAUUUGGGGGUUUGAUAAAUUCAUUUCUUUCACACGAAAUGUGGCAACCAAUUGCUCGAUUGACUUAUUCUAUGUAUUUGGUGCAUUUGAAUAUUCAAGUCGUUAACUAUGGAUUGACGAAAACGAACGUCUACUUUUCAGACUACAACUUUAUAUUAACUUUUUGGAGUACUUUUGGUAUUUGCUUGAGCGUGGCGGUAGUUUUAACAUUAGCCUUUGAAGCACCAGUAAUAGCGAUUGAAAAGUUAUUGUUUAGACCCUUAAACCAAGAAAUUGAUGAAAAACCAAAGACGAAAUCCAAGGCUGAGCUAGAAAUAACUCAAAAACUUCCUUAGCUUUACAAUAAAUAAAUAAUUAUAUUUUGUAGAUAUUUAUACAAUCAUUUUUCUUUUGGGUAAGAAUUUCCAAAGACCAACUUAAUCUAUAUGAUCUUAUAAUAUUGGUUCAAUAGUAAAAUUAAAUUUUAAGAAAAAACUAAACGAAAGCUAACCGUGCGUCAGAAAUAAAUGAAUUAAUUUGAAUCAAGUUUAGAACACAUGUAUGUACUCGUAUGUACAUAUAUUAGGUAGAUGCUUAAAAUUGAAAACCAAAACUGUAUUAAAAACAAAUUUAAAAAAAAAAUAAAAAUCUAUAGAAUUUGGACUUUAAGGAACAAGUACAAGAAUACAAUAUAUAAUGUACAAACAAUACUUUGUAAAGUGCACAAAAGUAAAGUUAGUUAAGUAUAUUUUUGUUUGGUUAAAAUUAAAAAAAAUCCAACGGAAUCAGUAGGUUUUUCCUUAGGCCCGCCUCUUUUCAGUUCAAAAUGUCGAUUCAAAAUUAUCAUCAAGUUUUAUGUUUUAAAAUAAGUAAGUAAGUAG
Molecule: messenger RNA, 2623 nt
Organism: Eupeodes corollae
Lineage: Eukaryota; Metazoa; Arthropoda; Insecta; Diptera; Syrphidae
Product: nose resistant to fluoxetine protein 6-like
Exons: 10
Coding region: 26-2098 (690 amino acids)
Molecular function (GO): acyltransferase activity, transferring groups other than amino-acyl groups
Source: RefSeq, a predicted model, not a curated record